ACAUCAGUUGGUGACACAAAGUCUUCUGCAACUGUCUAUCGACAAGUAAAGAAAUAUCUACCGUGGAUAACCAUGCCUAAGUGCCCAACGUGCAACAAAGAGGUGUAUUUCGCCGAAAAGGUUUCAUCAAUCGGAAAAGACUGGCAUCGAGCAUGUUUAAAGUGUACAAAAUGCAAUAAGACUUUGACAACAGGUAGCCAUGCUGAGAGAGAAGGUAAACCAUAUUGUAAUAAUCCUUGUUACGCAGCCCUGUUUGGCCCUAAAGGAUUUGGCCAUGGUGGAACAGAGAGUCAUACCUACAAAUAAUUAACACCCCCUCCCCCGAAAAAAGUACGCAUAGAGAUGUCUCUUCAUCAAUUUGAAUUGUUCAGAAUAUACAUGUAACCCUCUUUAAAGCUACAGUGCAUGUUAAUUUACUUAGGUAAUAAAUGGAAGUUAUCAAUAAUAUCUGCCUUGAUGUGUUACUGUAAAAAUAUUGGAAUUUGAUUAUUAAAAAGUUUAAUGUCUUU
Saccostrea echinata is the source of this 509-nucleotide messenger RNA. RefSeq names its product cysteine-rich protein 1-like. NCBI's taxonomy places the organism in Eukaryota, Metazoa, Mollusca, Bivalvia, Ostreida, Ostreidae. The transcript is spliced from 4 exons. The record is from RefSeq and is a predicted model, not a curated record. Bases 73 to 306 code for a protein of 77 amino acids.